CGUGUUUACAGCGAGCACGGUAGACUACAGACUGACCGAAAGAGAUUGUGAAUGUACCUGUACAUUAAUCUGUCUAACUACGCGACCUGUUCAGCUAUACAUCGACGGAGGGAAUUAGAUAACCAAAGGACUUGAGCGACCCAGAGCAACAAGGUCAAAUACCCAUUUUCCCGUUGAUAUGAAGGAUUUGGGGGGAUUUACUUAUCCAGGAAUGAGGUCUCGAACGGAAAGGAACCGCUUGACCUUGUUUUGGGGUCUGAUGCUGGGUCUGUCGUCCUGCCUCCGGCCCGCCACCGCAGAGAUCUGUGGUCCCAGCAUUGACAUUGGCAAUGACAUCAGUGAAUUCAAGCGUUUAGAGAACUGCACAGUGGUGGAGGGCUACUUGCAGAUCCUCCUCAUCGGUGACAAAAACAACAAUAACAUCAACCAGGAAGUCUUUCGCACCCUCAGCUUCCCCAAGUUAACCAUGAUCACUGACUACCUGCUGCUAUUCCGGGUAUCUGGCCUGGACAGUCUGAGCACGCUGUUUCCCAACCUUGCCGUUAUUCGCGGACGUAACCUCUUCUACAACUAUGCGCUGGUAAUCUUUGAGAUGACCAGCCUGAAGGACAUUGGUCUGUACAACCUGAGGAACAUCACCCGCGGCUCCAUCCGCAUUGAGAAGAACCCUGAGCUCUGCUACCUGGACUCCAUAGACUGGUCCCUCAUCAUGGACGCCGAGUUCAACAAUUACAUUGCCGGGAACAAGCAGUCCAAGGAGUGCAGCGAUGUUUGUCCAGGCAUCAUGGAGAACAACCCACAGUGUAAAAAGACCAUGUUCAACAACAACUACAACUACCGCUGCUGGAAUUCCAAUCACUGCCAGAGAGAGUGCCCUGAGAAGUGUGUACGGCGAGCAUGCACAGCGGAUGGCGAGUGCUGCCACCCUCAGUGUCUGGGCAGCUGCACAGUAUCUGGUAGUGACACAGCAUGUGCCGCAUGUGUGCAUUACUACCACCAAGGGCGCUGUGUGGCUGACUGCCCUCUCGGCACCUACAAGUUUGAGGGCUGGCGCUGCAUCAGUGCCGAGCUUUGCUCCAAAGUCCACCUUCCCGAUUUUGACAGCUUCAUCAUCCACGGUGGAGAGUGCAUGCCGGAUUGCCCAUCUGGGUACACACGCACUGCACCCAACAGUAUGAACUGUACAGCCUGUGAUGGUCUGUGUGAUAAAGUAUGUGAGGAGAAGGUCAUCGACUCCAUGGAUGCUGCUCAGUCUCUCAAAGGCUGCACUGUUAUCAAAGGCAACCUGCAUAUCAACAUCCGCAGAGGCCACAACAUGGUGGCAGAGCUGGAGAGUUUCACAGGUUUGAUCCAAAGGGUGACAGGGUAUGUGCGGAUCAGACACUCCCAUACUCUGAGUUCCCUGGCCUUCCUCCGCAGCCUCAGAUACAUCGAUGGAGAAGACCUUCUGGAAGACAUGUAUGCCUUCUCAGCAUUCGACAACCAGCAGCUCCAGUAUCUUUGGGACUGGAAGCAGCACAAUCUCACCAUCAGAACAGGAAAGCUGUUCUUCAGAGCCAACCCAAAGCUCUGCAUGUCUGAGAUCCGCAGCAUGUGGGACAAGACGGGCAUCCACGGCCGCUUUGAUGAGAGCGUUUUCCGAAACAAUGGCGACCGUGCCAGCUGUGAAAGCACUAUUCUGAAGUUUAAGUCCAACAGCACCAGCAGUACAAGGAUCAAACUGACUUGGCAACGCUACCGGCCCCCUGACUACAGAGACCUCAUCAGCUUUAUCCUCUACUACAAGGAGGCACCUCACCAGAACAUCACGGAGUUCGAAGGGCAGGAUGGCUGUGGCUCCAACAGCUGGAAUAUGGUGGAUGUGGAGCUGAGGCCAGACAAGGACUCAGACCCUGGAGUUCUGCUGUCCAACCUGAAACCCUGGACGCAGUAUGCCGUCUUUGUCAAAGCUAUCACGUUGAUGGUGGAGGACAAACAUAUGCCGAGUGCCAAGAGCAAGGUGGUCUACAUCCGCACAAGCCCCUCGGCCCCCUCCAUGCCUCAGGAUGUGCGAGCAUACUCUAAUUCCUCUACACAGCUUGUUGUGCGUUGGUCGCCCCCUGUUUCACCAAAUGGAAACCAGACUUACUACCUGGUCAGAUGGCAGCAACAAGCCGAAGAUAGGGAGCUGUACCAGCACAACUACUGCUCUAAAGAGCUGAAGAUCCCCAUAAGGAUUGCUGCCAUAGGUGUGGGAGACCAGGAAGAGGACACCAAGCCCACGAAGCCAGAUCCUGAGGGAGGGGAUAAAGGUCCCUGUUGCCCCUGUCCCAAGUCAGUGGAGGACCUUGAGGCGGAAGCUGCUGAUGCCUCCUACCGAAAAGUCUUUGAAAACUUCCUGCACAACUCAAUUUUUACACCAAGGCCACCAGAUCGUCGCCGUAGAGAUGUCUUUGCUGUCGCCAACUCCACUCACUCCCGCCGCAACCGUCUGCACACCAACAGCAGCACUGUCCCUCCUCUCCAAGCCGCUGGUAACAGCAGCCUCAUCGCUGAACUGGAGCCAGCGGACAGAGAGUUUGAGUUCAUGGAGCAAUCUGUGGUGGAGCGUGAGCUGCAGAUCUCUGGCCUGCAGCCGUUCACAGUUUACCGCAUCGACAUUCACGCCUGCAAUCGGCAGGUCCAGCGUUGUAGCGCGGCAGAGUUUGUCUUCUCCAGAACUAAGCCUGCAGAAAAGGCUGACGACAUACCAGGCCCAGUGACCUGGGAGGGCCAUGAAGACUGGGUGUUUCUGCGCUGGCCAGAGCCACCUCACCCCAACGGACUAAUUCUCAUGUAUGAGAUCAAGUUUAAACUGGCUGCUGAGACUGAGAAGCACGAGUGUGUUUCUGGUCAGAUGUAUCAGGUCCAGCGUGGCGUUCGGCUUUCCAACCUCAGUCCAGGAAACUACUCAGUCAGAGUUAGAGCCACGUCACUGGCUGGCAACGGCUCCUGGACACCCAGUUUGGAUCUCUAUGUGGCUGAACGAUAUGAACACGUCCUCUAUGCUAUGAUCUUUGUUCCUAUCGCCAUCAUCCUCUUCAUCUGCCUUCUGGUCACAAUGCUGGUGGUCGUCAACAGGAAAAGGAACAGCGACCGUCUUGGAAAUGGAGUCCUGUAUGCCUCAGUCAACCCAGAGUACUUCAGCGCUGCAGAAAUGUAUGUACCAGAUGAGUGGGAAGUGGCGCGGGAGAAGAUCGCCCUGAGUCGUGAGCUUGGCCAGGGGUCAUUUGGCAUGGUGUAUGAGGGCUUGGCAAAGGGCGUGGUCAAAGAUGAACCAGAAACACGUGUUGCCAUCAAGACUGUGAACGAGUCGGCCAGCAUGAGGGAGCGAAUAGAGUUUCUCAAUGAAGCCUCUGUCAUGAAGGAGUUUAACUGUCACCAUGUGGUUCGUCUCUUGGGAGUGGUCUCUCAGGGCCAGCCCACCUUGGUCAUCAUGGAGCUGAUGACACGAGGAGACCUGAAGAGUUACUUACGCUCCCUCCGACCUAAAGAGCAACAGUGGUCGAGCCUGUCUCUCCCUCCUCUGAAGAAGAUGCUUCAGAUGGCAGGGCAGAUAGCUGAUGGCAUGGCUUACCUCAACGCCAACAAGUUUGUCCACAGAGAUCUGGCAGCCAGGAACUGCAUGGUGGCCGAGGACUUCACCGUUAAGAUAGGAGAUUUUGGCAUGACCAGAGAUAUCUAUGAGACAGAUUACUACCGCAAAGGUGGUAAAGGUUUGCUUCCUGUCCGAUGGAUGUCACCCGAGUCUCUGAAGGAUGGAGUCUUCACCACUAACUCUGAUGUCUGGUCGUUUGGGGUUGUAUUGUGGGAGAUUGCCACUCUGGCAGAGCAGCCCUACCAGGGUCUGUCCAAUGAGCAGGUGCUCCGAUUUGUCAUGGAGGGAGGGCUGCUGGAGAAACCACAGAACUGCCCUGACAUGCUGUUUGAACUGAUGCGAAUGUGUUGGCAGUACAACCCUAAAAUGCGUCCAUCCUUUGUGGAGAUCAUCAGCAGCAUAAAGGAUGAGCUGGAACCGUCUUUCAAAGAGGUUAGUUUCUUCUACAGUGCUGAUAACAAGCCAACCGACGAUCCGCAGGUCCACCUGGACAAAAUGGACAACAUUGAUGACGUUCCUAUGGACCCCCCUUCUUCCACACAGCCACAGCAAUCCCCAGUCCACCAACAGACCCCACCUUCCCCGGGCUCAGAGGCUCCACCCGCCCCCUCGCUAAGCCCCAGCUCCCCAUCCUCUCCCUGUACAUCGACUGCUGCCAUGGACAAGCAGGCCUCUGGCCAGCAGGCAGCCAAUGGGCUGUCGGGUCCGAGCCUUGCAGCAGGGUCAGGACUCGGGACAGGCACAGGCGUCACGAUGAGGCCAUCUCUGGAGGAACUGCCGCCAUACGCACACAUGAACGGAGGACGCAAAAACGAACGUGCCAUGCCUCUCCCACAAUCCUCUGCCUGCUGAUUGGACAGCGACACCCACCAGACUGCAAACCCUGCCGCCUGCUGCUCUGCAGAACCUGAUGUCACAAUGGGUGGGAUCUUUGGUUUUCUUUUUCUUUUUUUCUUUUUUUUUUAGAUAAAAUACAGCAAAACCAUGUCUACCAGCUGGGUGUGGCUACUCAGUGAGGAGCAAAGGCUCACAGGAAGGUGGAGAACACUGUCAGUUAGUUCAUUUUCUGCUGUAACUCCACACACUUUUUUUCAUAUUGUUCUGCUUUUGGUUUCUACCAGCUGGCUGUCAGAUGUGACACUGCCCUUGCUGCUGAGUGGGAAGACCAAAAAAAAAAACGGUAAAAGAAAGAAAAAAAAAAAUUAAAAUCAUUUGGGGGAGCUCUCUUUCUCUCUCUCUUUAUGGAUGAACUUAUUCUGAACUUAUUUUAUAAAUUGUCGUUUGUUACUUUUUUAUAUGUAUUUUCCAAAUGGAGAAACAAAAUGUGUAGGCCUUUAUAAAUGACCGGCGUUUUGGUCGCUUUUGGGCGGGCAUUAUGGUGAAACUGUUAAGCAUAUCUAAUGAAGAAGAGGUCAGUGUCUCCGUUGGUCGUUCAGUCGUCUUGUUGCUCUGCAGGCUGAGUGUCAGCGUAAUGCCAGGUCAACAGCCAAUCCGCUAAAACUAACAACCAGAGAGAGAAAGGUCAAAUCUGCCAAAUUUGUUGCCAAAAUUGUACUUUUUGUCAAAUUAUCUCUUCUCCAACACACCGGAUUAAAAAUGUAAGCAAAACAAAAGCACUUUGAUCUGCCACCACACUGUUCUAAAAUCUGUGAUCAAACAUCCCUCUAAAGUCGUUCACCACUCCUCUAUUGCUGUUUGAUAUCUACAGCUACUGUGCUCUAUCAAAUUGACAUCAUAGACCUUGGCUGUAUCAAUUUAUCUGAAAUUGAGCCACAUCCUGUCACAAAGUGCUGUUUCGUUACGGUUAAACCGCCAAAUCCAGUCAAUAAAAUAAAUCAAGGACUGCGGAGGGAAACGCAUAAAGAGGAAAACAAAUAUGAACACUAAAUCUACGACGUCUCUCAAUCGGGGUUUGCUCCGUGUUCAGAGGCAUCCUUGUUGUAUACAAACAGGUAUUUUUUUAGACUAGUCAUUAGUCUCAACAUUUACAACAUCUCUACAUGGGCAGAGCAUUUAUGUACACACCAGUUGUUUGUGUCACUUUUCUAACUUUUAUAUGGUUGGAGACAUUUAUCAUGUACAGAAAGAAGCUGCUAUUCCUUAUUUCUCUUGUGGUUGUAAUAUAGUUAAUAUCUAUAUAUAAAAAGAGAAAAAUCUCCUUCAGGUUGGAUCUACGAACGUUUCCACUACAGUCCAUUUUUUUAAUGCUUGUAAUUGUGUAAAGUGUAUCUGAGCUAGUUUCGUUUCUGUGUUUGCAUAAAAGGUACGACAAAUUGCCUUGUGUUUUGAAACACCGGUAAAGUCCCCUCCCAUCUGACUAGAGGACAGUGAUGGUGCCAGUGACCAUCGAUGUUCUCGUGUUCUCUCGGGACACCUUCGACCUCUGUCCUCUAGGGUUUGGACUAAACCACCUCUACCCACCAUCAUACUCAGAGGUCAGGUGUCACUGCUGAGUCCCAACUAAAUCUCAGGUCAAAGAGAAAAGUUAAAUCCUUUUCUACUUUCUUUUUUGUGCUGUCAUGCCCAGAGACAUCCUGUCUGGUGUGUGUCUGAUUCUAUGUCCCUCUGACUCUUUUAUUGCAUUUUCUUUGAUCAUUAGACAAGAGCAGUGUUUCUUACAUCAGUCUGAAACCAGAAUGGGGUUUUUCUAGUUUUGAAUGGGUCCUUUCACUUAUUGUAUGGAGCCCCAAUACUGACAAAAUGUAGUAAAAGGUGAAAAUCAGAAAAGGCAAAAAUAUCAGUAACAUCGGUAAAUAAUAUUGUUAGUUAAAUAAUUGAAAUGGA
This is a messenger RNA of Xiphias gladius (swordfish), 6400 nucleotides long. RefSeq names its product insulin-like growth factor 1 receptor. NCBI's taxonomy places the organism in Eukaryota, Metazoa, Chordata, Actinopteri, Istiophoriformes, Xiphiidae. Gene Ontology annotation, biological process: positive regulation of kinase activity; positive regulation of phosphatidylinositol 3-kinase/protein kinase B signal transduction; multicellular organism development. The transcript is spliced from 22 exons. Bases 179 to 4468 code for a protein of 1429 amino acids. Gene Ontology annotation, cellular component: axon; membrane; insulin receptor complex. Gene Ontology annotation, molecular function: ATP binding; phosphatidylinositol 3-kinase binding; insulin receptor substrate binding. The record is from RefSeq and is a predicted model, not a curated record.